UGAGGCAGGAUUAAAGAUGGAAGUCGCCCCGAAAGAUCGACGAUUUUAUUCCCUUCCCGAGAAAGAGAAACACGUGGAUUUGUCUGGAAGUACCAAAACUGACAGUUUGAUCAGAUACAUCUCUGAAAAUAUCAUCGGCAAUGACAAAGUGUUCAGUGGACCAUAUGGUUUAAGGAAAGUGACCUACUUGGAUUACACUGCAUCAGGAAGGGGAUUGAAGUUCAUUGAAGAUUACAUAGAGAAUGAAGUAUUACCUGACUAUGGAAACACACACACCACUACAAGUAUCACCUCUCUCCAGACAACUCUGUACAGACAUGAGGCCAGGGACAUUGUGCGGAAUGCUGUACAUGCCGGUGAGCAUGACUCUGUGAUAUUCUGUGGGAAUGGAACCACUGCCGCCAUCCACAAACUCAUUCAUGCCCUAAACCUAAGGGAGCCUCCGGUUGUAUUUGUCAGUCCAUACGAACAUCAUUCCGUUCUGCUGCCAUGGAAGGAACAAGGUGCUAAGGUACUUAGGAUCAAAGAGGACCAACAUGGCUGUGUGUGCCUGGCAGACCUUACAGCCAAACUACAGCAAUGGAAGACAAGUGGCCGACAGUUGAUUGGUUGUCUGAGUGCUGCGUCAAACAUCACAGGGAUGCUGGUCGAUGUAGAUGCAGUAACAGUUUGUCUUCAUCGUCAUGGUGCUUUAGCUUUCUGGGACUACGCUACAGCAGCUCCUUAUGUCAGGAUAGACAUGAACCCAGUCAAUACCAG
Molecule: messenger RNA, 759 nt
Organism: Mizuhopecten yessoensis (Yesso scallop)
Lineage: Eukaryota; Metazoa; Mollusca; Bivalvia; Pectinida; Pectinidae
Product: probable cysteine desulfurase
Exons: 7
Source: RefSeq, a predicted model, not a curated record